Molecule: messenger RNA, 2389 nt
Organism: Metschnikowia bicuspidata var. bicuspidata NRRL YB-4993
Lineage: Eukaryota; Fungi; Ascomycota; Pichiomycetes; Serinales; Metschnikowiaceae
Gene: ASM3
Product: Asm3p
Exons: 1
Coding region: 94-2220 (708 amino acids)
Molecular function (GO): hydrolase activity
Source: RefSeq, a predicted model, not a curated record
CGUCUAUUAUCUUACCUGACCUGAACUGAAAUUUUAGCCAGUCUUUGAAGACACUCAAGCAAACUCAGAUAGGCGCAUCUUUUUCAGUGAAGAAUGAUGUUCCGGAUUUUUUUCGCAGUCAUUCUCGCGUGCUGCAGCGUGGCCCAGAUACUUAAUAACAUUGACUCGCUUAGGCUCCAGAACCAGUUCCGGGCCGUGGCGCCAGACUCGGUCAUUACUGAGCUUUUGAUCUCGUUGACCUCGGAAGAAACGGACUUCAUCACAAGAAACUUGAACCACUUGCAGGAAUAUAACGGCACGCUGUGUGAAAAAUGUCAUUACAAGAUGAAGUAUGCCCAGCUGAUAUUGGAGGAGAAUCCAGAUAAGCCCCAUUUGAUCUCUUUGAUGCUUUAUGAGAACUGCCUCGCUUUGAAUGACAAUGACGACAGCUCGUGUGAGUUUUUGGAUUUCCUUGUCACUACAAACACCUACGACUCUGUUGCAAAGAAUGCCGCGUCAGGGCCAAGCAGUGCAUUUGAUUCGGCAACCUCAGUCAACUUCUACGAUAACGAUUUUCUUCUGUUGAUCAGAAACAUGAACGUGUCCUCCAACCUUACUUUGGACUACUACUGUCACUACAAGGGAAAGUACUGCGACCUCCCCGUCACUCCUGAAGUCUCCGAAAUCUUUGACUUGGACUCCAUGUGGCCGAAAAAAGAGGCCAAGUGCCACAAACAUCCAGAGUACAAAACUUCGGGAAAUGUUUUCAAUGUCUUGCACAUGUCGGAUUUCCACAACGAGCUUCGCUUCCAGCUAGGGGCUGAGGCCGAUUGUUCCCAGGGGUUGUGUUGUCUUCCAGAGUCGUACAAUUCGGAUUUGACCGACUCGAGCUAUAACUUCACAGAAGUGUAUGAGAGUGCAGGUGCCAGCCAAGACAUGGGUCUCUCUUUUUACGAAGGGUCCCACUAUGACGAGAACAACACCUUUGUGAAGGGUACGUACCAUGAUUUCCCGGAGAGCCGUGGCUGGAACUGGGCAUGGACACCCGCCUCCACAUUCGGAAAUUAUCAGUGUGACCCUCCUGAAGUGUUGCUAAACAACAGUUUGUUUCAAGUGAGCCAGUUUGCCGAAGAAAGAAACUUCGAGUUCUCGCUUUUUACUGGUGACAUCGUGGACCACGAUGUAAUUCACUGUGAUGCCAACGUGACCAAAUUUGCCGAAACCCGCUCGUACAAGAUCAUGAAGCACUUUCUUAAAGACAUGCCAAUCUUUCCCACUUUGGGAAACCAUGAUACAUUCCCGUACGGCCAAUUGGCGCCUUACCACUUGAACAAUGUCACGUUUGACGAGUCUACCUACCACUGGAACGAGGAUGAGAUGACAGAACUUUGGAUGGGCAAUGGCUGGUUUAACAAGUCGGAAAACACAAAGAUCACCCAGCAUUACGCUGGUUUCUCGACCACCACGUCCAGGGGCCUCAAGGUUAUUUCCUUGAAUUCCAAUUGCUACUAUCAGAAGAAUCUUUACUCGUACAUUGAUGUGGAGAAUCAGCCGGAUCUCUUUGGCCAGUGGAAAUUUUUGAUUGACGAGCUUGUGGAAAGCGAAAGAAACAACCAGCGUGUCUGGAUCUUGGCUCAUAUCCCAGCAGGAGACUACGACACCUUGCCAAUACAAUCCAACAUCUUUGCUAAGAUUGUGGAGAGGUUCUCACCGUACACGAUCGCCAGCAUCUUCUACGGCCACACACACAGAGACCAGUUCAAAAUCUUACAUUCAGAAGAACAGGUGCCUAUCAACAUGGCCUGGAUUUCUCAAGCAAUCACGCCUUUGGGUCCAGCCAACCCUUCUUGGAGAUACUACGAGGUUGAAGAUGAAUCAUUUAACAUCAUCAAUGCCUACAAUUAUUAUAGUCCUCUCAAUGAGACGUGGGUGAAUGGCCCUCAAGAACCUAAGUGGGAGUUUGAGUAUUCCCCUCGCGCUGCGUAUGACCCUGAAAACGAGUGGCCAGCAUCUGCUCCUUUGAAUGCGACGUUUUGGGACGAAUUUGUGCUCAAGAAGCUUGCAAACCUGCUGGAUGUCAGCUUCCACCAGAAGUACACUGAUUAUUUGUACCGGAUCAACCCGUACGUUCCAGACUGCAAGAACGGAUCUUUGGUGACAGGUGACUGCUAUGAGGACAAUUACUGCUACAACUUGGCAUUCGUUGUUGACGACUAUGACAAGUGUGUGAAUGCACAGUAGCUGAGGACUUAUGAUGACGCUCUUCGUGCAUAAGAAGUUGUUCCAGCACUGUAUUGAGUGGAUGCAUAUCUUGUUUAUUAGACGUAUGUUUUGAAUUACUGUGCAAAUCAGUCAGCGUGCAAGAGGCCUGGACUGUCAAAUGUGACCUUUGGAGCCUAGUAAUAAUAGA